UCAUACGAUGGAGGAUCUUCAUAGUUGAAAAGGUUAUUUAUCUAUUUCAUUUCAGGUGAACUUCCUUUUCCAUGUAAACAGUGUUUUUUAAAGAAUGCAUGGAUGAAGUAGUCUGUUGCUGCACUGGCGCCAAGAAUAAAAUACAGAAAUGUGAAUAAUUGACAUUAAAAAUCAUGAUGUUUCCACAUUUUACUGCAGCUAGACACCAAAUAACACCUAAAUAAUCCUUCUCAGGGCAGAGUUUGAUGGAAACAAGUCACACAAACACACAAUAAUCAUUACGUGAGGCUGUUGGCUUUAGGAAGUUUUACGUCUCACUUUUGGCACUUCUUUGAUACGAGGCCAUCACAGGUGGACAAAGGGAAAUCAAACUUGACCAAACCAUUUUGCUGAUAUGCAAAUCAGCCUAAUUUAGAUGACAAAAGCUUUCCCUCGUCUGCACAUUCUGCUUUUCGAUAUAAGCCACGACACAGCUGCAGCUGGCUGGGAGACGAGCAACACCAGCAACAAUGGGGAAGGUCGAAUUCUUCGAGGAUAAGAACUUCCAAGGACGGAAGUACGAGUGCAGCACCGACUGCGCCGACCUGCGCUCGUACUUCAGCCACUGCAACUCCAUCAAGGUGGAGAGCGGCUGCUGGGUCCUGUACGAGCUCCCCAACUACACCGGCUACCAGUACGUCGUGAGCCCCGGGGAAUAUCCCGACCACCAGCAGUGGAUGGGAUUCAACGACAGCAUCAACUCGUGUCGCUGUAUCAAAAACGUGUAUGGAAAGUCCUGGAAGAUCCGAUUCUACGACAAGCAGGAGUUUGGAGGUCAGGCGGCGGAGUGCGUUGAAGACUGCCCGUCCGUCUACGAGGCCUUCAAGCUGCGGGAGUUCCACUCCUGCGUGGUGACGGACGGGGCGUGGGUCCUCUACGAGCAGCCCAACUACCGCGGGCACCAGUACUUCCUGGAACGUGGCGAGUACCCCAACUAUGCAGACUGGGGCGCCUCCUCCCCCACGGUGGGAUCGUUCCGCAUGAUCAAACAGUUCUAGAGCAGCAGAGCUCCUGCAGAGUUCUGACAUAAAUCUCCCACCUGCUUUCUUCCAUUCGGACAUUUGGUCCUUCUCCCCACAUUCCUGUGCUCACAUGAAUUAAAGUGUUUCAAACUCA
This is a messenger RNA of Hippoglossus stenolepis (Pacific halibut), 1155 nucleotides long. RefSeq names its product gamma-crystallin M2. The record is from RefSeq and is a predicted model, not a curated record. Gene Ontology annotation, biological process: lens development in camera-type eye; visual perception. NCBI's taxonomy places the organism in Eukaryota, Metazoa, Chordata, Actinopteri, Pleuronectiformes, Pleuronectidae. The transcript is spliced from 3 exons. Gene Ontology annotation, molecular function: structural constituent of eye lens. The coding region runs from base 510 to 1037 and encodes 175 amino acids.